UGCUCUAGUGGGAGAUCAGACGAGUGCGUGUUCGACAUGGAGCAGUACCGCAGCACUGGCAGUGGGGGGCGAUGUCUGAGCUGCAGAGACAACACCGAUGGGCCCCAUUGUGAACGCUGCAAAGAGAAUCACUACAGGAGCUCUCCUAAAGAGCCCUGCCUGCCCUGCAACUGUAACAUCAAUGGCUCAGUGAGUCUGCAGUGUGAUGUGGAAGGAAGGUGUGCGUGCCGAGCUGGUGUGACAGGGGGCAAGUGUGACACAUGUCAGGCUGGCUUUCACUCGAUUGGCCCUGGUGGCUGCAGGUCGUGCAAUUGUGACCCCAGAGGGAGUGUGGACCACUGCUCUCCUCUGGAUGGACAUUGCCGCUGUAAGCUAAAUAUGGAGGGACGGAGCUGUGACAGAUGCAAGCCAGGCUUUUUCAACUUACAACAAGUAAACCCAGCAGGCUGCCAACCAUGUUUCUGCUUCGGCCACUCUCUGGUCUGCUCCUCGUCCACACACUAUGCUGCUGUCAACAUCACUUCUGACUUCACUGAAGAUCAGGAUGGCUGGGUGGGAGAGUUCUUCGGGGGGCAGGAGUACCCCCUGCUGUGGAAAGAAGGCGAAGUCUACCUGCUACCUCUAAGUGAGGACAACAUUGGCUUCUACAAAGCUCCUGAGAAAUUCCUGGGUCACCAAGUCUACAGCUAUGGCCAGCCUCUCUUCAUCACCUUCACCUCUGAGGCCCCUGAGCUGCUUCCUGCCCACGUCACACUGCUCCUCCAAGGCUCUGGAAUCACCCUAUCAGCUCAUCUUUCACCCCAGCGAGUGCUUGACCAUGACCCCAGCCUCACUCCACGGCACUCCUUCAUUGCCAGGCUUCAUGAACACGAGAUGAGCUUUGAUCCUCCUCUGUCUGCCUUUGAGUUCCAGCGUCUCCUUUACAACGUGACCGCUAUCAGAAUCAGCAACGCUGGAGGACUCAACUACACAUCCCAGCUUGAGAGGGUAACCCUGACCUCAGCUGUCAUCUCCUCUGCUCCUGCCAGCCCUCCUGCUCCAUGGGUGGAAACUUGUUCCUGUCCUCCAGGUUUUGCAGGCCAGUUUUGUGAGCGCUGCGCCCCAGGGUUCACUCGGGAAGCUCCUGGCAGAGGGCCUCUCUCAACAUGCAUACCAUGCAACUGCCACCAGCAUGGAACCUGUCAUCCAGAAACAGGUGUGUGUGAGUGCUCAGACUUCACCACUGGGAUGACCUGUGAGCACUGUCUGGAUGGUUACUAUGGAAACGCUUUGAUUGGCACACCUGGUGAUUGUCAGCCUUGCCCUUGUCCGGACCAUACCAGCUGCACGCAAAUUGUAGAGACAGGCCAGGUGGUCUGCACAAACUGCCCUACAGGACAGAGAGGGAUGCGCUGUCAGAUGUGUGAAGAUGGUUACUAUGGUGACCCCCUGGGACAAUCUGGGGAGGUUCGACCGUGUAUGAGAUGUGACUGUAAUGGCAAUGUGGACUUGAACGCGGUGGGAAUAUGUGACCACAUUACUGGGCGAUGUCUAAAAUGUCUGGGACACACAGAAGGCAACAGCUGUCAGCACUGCCAGCGGGGUUUCUACGGUGACGCCUUAAAGCAGACAUCUGGCCAGAAGUGCAAGCCCUGCAGCUGCAGUCCUGCUGGAACAUCUGGGCCUGCAAUGGACUGCCACCCUCAGACAGGAAACUGUCAGUGCCUCAGUCAUGUGACUGGCUGGGAUUGCAGUAACUGUGAAGUUGGCUUCUUCAACCUCCAACCAGGCAUAGGAUGUGAAAGGUGCAAAUGUAAUCCAAUUGGAUCAUUGUCCACCGCAUGCCAUCCAGUCACAGGGCAGUGUGUGUGUUCUGCAGGAGUGGAGGGGAGACUGUGCGAUUUUUGCCGUGUGGGCUUCUUUGGAUUCUCAUCACGAGGUUGCAGAGCGUGUAACUGUGACCCUAUGGGAUCCAUUUCCAUGCAGUGUCACAGUAACGGUACCUGCCAGUGUCGCCCGGGUUUUGUGGGUUACAAAUGUGACAAAUGUGAGUUAAACUAUUUCCACAACAGAGCCACACACCAGUGUGAGGAAUGCCCACUUUGCUAUGGCCUUGUCAAGAAACAGGUAGAAAAGCUGAGGACUCGCCUGCAGGAUUUGGAGAAGCUGUCGGCUCACUUUGAUUGCCGAGGUGGAUUUGGGCGACAACACCACCUGCUGAAGUAUCACAUGGCCAGGCUUUAUGAGCAUGAGCACCAGAGGGAGGAUACUCUACCCAAUGCUCUGGAGGAUUUUCUGGCCUUCCAAGAGGCACGGGAAGCCUUCAUAAAACAAUUUUCCUUGCUGGAAGCUUCUACAGGCAAACUCUUAGCCCAGCUGCAGGUUAUUACAUCUGCUUUGAACUGCAGCAUCAGCAUGACAAAGAAAGAGGGGAAGGAGAGGAGGAAGAAUGAAGGAAGCAGAAGUGUGUGUCAAACCUUCACAGAGACUGUGUUCAUGAUCAGAGCAUCUCAGAAACAGCUCAAGCAGGCAACACUGGACCUGGACAAUAUGAUCAUUCCUUUUGAGUUGGUGUCAGGACCUACCAAAUGGAACAUUAUGGUCAAUGAUUCACACGUCUUAAUGAAAAGUCACAGAGAAAUGGCAGAUAACAUUGAGGCCAUAGCCGGCCGGGCGGUAAGCGCCUCAAAGCAGACCUUUGGUUUCCUGAUGGAUCUACUGCAGGACAACUCCACAGAGGAGUACAUCAGGAACCUGACGGGGCAAAUAGCACAAAUGCAGCAGCAGAAGCAGAACAUGACAUCGCAGGUGAAUGACACUGUAGCCAAACAGCUGGCCCUGGAGGAGGAAGCUGCUGGUUUAAAGCUUGCCCUGGGUAACAUCACAUCAUCCUUUCAUCAGUUGGCUCUGACAGAUGCCAGCCCAUCACCGCAGCCUGAACAAACACAGCUCAACCAAACACAACCAACCAACCAUACAAUAGAGUGGGCCAAGGACCUGCUAAAACAGACAAAAGAGUUGGACCGGCAAAUUCAGACCAAAGACGAGCUCAUCAGUAAGAUCAGAGAUGAGAUGGAGGCUGUAAAGGAAACCACCAGUAAAAACCUGGAGAUGGGGGAUGACAUCACUGAGCUGCAAACUCAAGCUCAGGGAGCAAAGGUUGUGGCUUUGUCAUUGUCGAAUCAGAAGCCACUGUCCUGCACAGACAACUAA
This is a messenger RNA of Monopterus albus (swamp eel), 3192 nucleotides long. RefSeq names its product laminin, gamma 3 (gene lamc3). Bases 37 to 3192 code for a protein of 1051 amino acids. The transcript is spliced from 20 exons. NCBI's taxonomy places the organism in Eukaryota, Metazoa, Chordata, Actinopteri, Synbranchiformes, Synbranchidae. The record is from RefSeq and is a predicted model, not a curated record. Gene Ontology annotation, biological process: axon guidance; tissue development; animal organ morphogenesis. Gene Ontology annotation, cellular component: basement membrane.